Molecule: messenger RNA, 2034 nt
Organism: Micromonas pusilla CCMP1545
Lineage: Eukaryota; Viridiplantae; Chlorophyta; Mamiellophyceae; Mamiellales; Mamiellaceae
Exons: 2
Coding region: 1-2034 (677 amino acids)
Source: RefSeq, a predicted model, not a curated record
AUGGCGAAGAAAGGCAAGAAGAAGAAGGCGGACGACGACGGCGACGGCGACGAGAACGAGCCCAAGGAGCUCCCGUGCCCGCCGCACAUGACCCCGGAGUACUUCAAGCAGUCGAUGGACCUCGCGGUGCUGUGCGAGGUGGGCGGACGCGCGAACGCCAAGCCCCCCGUGCCGAUGCCGCGCGCCGCCGCGCUCGGGCACCUGUGGAGCCACUGCCUGACGAAAGACUCCCCGGUCGGGACGAAGCAGUCCAUCAUGGACGCGGGAGCGCUCCUCGCCGGCGUCGCGGCCGCGAAGCAGAGCGAGGACGCCGCCGCGCAGGGCGCGGGGAUGGGACUCGUGUAUUGCUUCGCGCAGGCGCGUUCUCCUUCACACUGGUUCCCAUACGACCGCGUCGGCGUCGAAGACGCGGUGAUCGUUCUCGCAAAGUGCGUCGCGCACGGGUACGGCGACAACGCGAAGAAGAACGGGCCGGACGCGGUGAAGCUGGACGUGUUCAAGCGCUCGCAGGCGCUGGAGUACUGCGUCGAUCACGCGACGGACAGGCGCGACGACGGCGCGAAUAUGAAUUUACGAGAAGCCGCGUCCGCGGUGGUGCGGGAGAUGUCCGAGCUCGACGAGGUCAAGGACGCCAUCUCCACGAGGGAGAUCAUAAGAGGUCUCGUGCGCGUGAUGUGGGAGGAGAAAGAGACCGCGACGCUGCAGUGCCGCGCGAACGCGUGCGCGACCAUCUUCAACGUGUGCACGCAGUCGCGGCGAAAGUACGAGGAGGAGAUGCGCGCGCACGAGGAAAAGAAUAACCCCGCCGCCGCCGCCGCGAGGGCGAUGGCGGGCGCGAGCUUGGACGACGACGACGACGACGACGACGACGACAGAGGCAGCGACGGCGGCGGGGGCAGCGACGCGGGAGCUCCUGGCGAGCGAGCCAAAGCGGGCGGCGCGGGCGAGGACCCUGGGGCGGACGCGGCGGCGGCGGCGGCGAGUCCGCUCAAGACCAUCGCCGCGCCCGCGAAGCUCGACGCGCUCGCCCUGCCGACGAUGAACUCGCGCGCGGAGUCGUCCGUGCUGACGCACAACCUGGGCGAGAGCCUGAACGUGUCCGUCGCGAUGAUGGUGACGCCGAGCGAAGAAGAGAUGCGUCGCAUGGAGAUGGUGAUCGACGAGGGGGGCAUUCAUCCGCUGGUGAUGUUGUGCGCGGGAGCCGCGGGGCUACCGGAGGGGUUCGUCCGCGAGGAGCCGCCCGAGGACCCGGUCCCGGAGGAGGCGGAGCCGACCCCGGAGAAGCCGAAGAAGAAGAAGAAGAAGCUCGCGGACGACGGCGACGGGUUGGUAGAGGAGGAGGAGGAGGACGACGAAGAACAGGGUUCCGGCGACGACGACGACGACGGCGACGGCGACGGCGGGGAAGGGUCCGGCGGCGAGGGCGAAGGCGGCGACGACGGCGAAGGCGGCGGCGACGACGACGGCGAGGGUGGCGACGACGACGGCGAAGGAGGCGACGACGCGGGAGAGACCGAAGACGCGGGCGCGACCGAGGCGGAGGCGGAGGACGACGCCGGCGGCGGCAAGAAGAAGAAGAAGGGAAAGAAAAAAGGCGGCAAAAAGAAGGGCGGCAAGAAGGGAGGAAAGAAGAAAAAAGCCGCGCCGAAGAAACCCACGCUGACGCCCGCGAUGAUCGAGGCGCGAUCCUUCGCCGCCGGGGUCCUGCGACGGAUGACGACGCGCGGCGACUGGGCCGCGCGCAUCGCGUCGUCCCACGGCGCGUUGACGUUGCUCCUUCCGCUGUUGGAGACGAAAGAUUCGCAGACGCGGUGGCACGCGCAGGCGGCGCUGUGGAACAUCUCGGGGGACACCGCGAACGUGGAGGCGCUCGCGCAGCACGACGCGCCGUCGUACCUCACGAAGAUUGGGCUGAAGAAGCUCGGGAAGGAGAACCAACGACCGGGCGGGGGCGAGGGGAGCGAGGACGGCGAGGGGAGCGAGGGCGGCGGCGGAGGCGGAGAGGAAGCCGACGCCGACGCCGCGGAGGCGUGA